Messenger RNA from Nerophis ophidion (straightnose pipefish), 1877 nucleotides. RefSeq names its product reticulophagy regulator 1 (gene retreg1). Gene Ontology annotation, biological process: negative regulation of neuron apoptotic process; reticulophagy. The transcript has 10 exons. The record is from RefSeq and is a predicted model, not a curated record. The coding region runs from base 253 to 1533 and encodes 426 amino acids. Lineage: Eukaryota; Metazoa; Chordata; Actinopteri; Syngnathiformes; Syngnathidae. Gene Ontology annotation, cellular component: endoplasmic reticulum membrane.
CUAAAGGUGAAGCUGACACAAAGUCACUGUGGUGUUUGAAACGACUCUGCGAGAGGAACAGUUCCUCAAGAUUCGACUCUCAGAUUGAAAGGCGGGGAGAGGGGUACGUGGUGGGCUCACUGCUUCCAAUAGUUUAACCACUUGAAAGAAUUGAAUCUUAGUGGAGGAUCGUUGGCGAACGACCAUCACCGGCAGCAGGGCAGGAGCGGCGCUGCCCGGCGGAGACUCAACUAGACGAGAAGUGGGCUUGUGAUGCUGGGAAACAAGGAAGCAGGGAACUCUGCCGGCGGGGCUCCGAGCCGGACUCCCUGCGGGGAAGGGGUGCGUCCACGCCGGCCUGGGGUUCUCCUGUGCGGCCUGGUGGACUGGAGGCAGAGACCAUGCAGGACUUCUACCUUGUUUGCUGCAGCCAUCACAGCUUUGUGGUUGGUGGCCUGCAGCUCGUUGCGUGCCUACGCCCUUGUCGCUCUCCUUCUGGCUCUGGCGGUCGCCAUGGCGACCGUCAUGGAUAUUGUUGUCCGCCACACAUGCAAAGCUCACCUGUGGAGCAGCAUGUCAGCCAGCUGGGAGAUGAUGGACACGGGUCAGGACAGCUCGCUCCGCCUCUUCCUGCAGGAGAUGUCAGCGUUCAAGCAGCAGAACCCUGGCAAGUUCUGUUUGCUGGUUUGCAGCUUUUGCACCUUCUUUGCUGUCGUAGGACGCUACAUUCCUGGGAUGGUGGUCUCCUAUCUUCUUGUGCUGUCCGUCUUCCUGUGGCCUCUGCUCUCAUCUCAUGAGGUUUCCUUGUGGCUGAAGCCGGUUCUGCAGAAACUGGACUUUGGCAUUGGGGCCUACCUGUGGAAAAUCAAAGAAAAUCACGAGAGAAAACUGAUGCAGGCUAUCGCCGAGAGAGAAUCCAUCGAGGCGGACCUUUCGACCAUGUUUCCCAAGUUGGACUCUACGGCCUGUAAGGAGAUGUCUGUGUCGGACACGUCUAUUUCUGAGGUGACGUGGACGGACAACAGCACCUUCAACCUGUCAGAGGAACAUACGCCCCAAACGGAGAACUCUGAAGACCUCAACCGAGAAGACGUGUUCACUGGCGGUCUCCCAGACUUUCCCUCUCUUGACAACGGGGCGACGACCAAUGGCGACGAAGAUGACGACUUCAGCCUUCCUCAGCCAAUCAGAACCAAGCAUAGAGCUUGCCCUGCGGAGGACACGCCCACCUAUACAGCUCUGGACCUGGUCCAUCAUAUGGCGGGCGAUGUCAUAGCCACCGCCAUCACGGCCGCCAUCCAGGAAAGAAUAGAGGCGGUUUGCUUCCCGGCGAGCUCAGACCAGAACUGUCCAGAGCAGUCCAGACUACCAGAAUCCACCAGGGCACUGGAACUGGCCGACGAGUCUGACAGCGAAAUGGAAGACUUUGAGCUGCUGGACCAGGCCGAGCUGGAACAAUUGGAGGGGGAGCUGGGUUUAGCGACCGACAGAGAAGAUCAGGACAACACCCACAAAGGUUCUGGUUUCUUUUCCAAACUGCUGAGACGUCAAUGACAGGAAGGAGUUUUCAUUCGGCUUUGCUCUUAUAAUAUCUUUCAAAACCGACAGUUUGUUGGAGCUGGAGGAGAAUCUUUGUCAGUUUUGUGUCGAAUGUAAAUGUUCUUAAUCAUCUCAAGCUGGUUUGUUAGUUUUCUUUAACAGUUUCAUUGUGGCUCUUCUUUUUUUACUCUGUCCAUUUUUUUAUUUUCAUAACUUUUUCAUGGUACAUUUGUUGCUUUACUAUCUCGAGCUUCAGUAAAAUGAAUAACUUCAGAGUAUGUACAUGAUUUAUGUGCACUUUAGUGAAAACAAAUUCACCUUGUCACCAUUAAAGUUAGAAAGAUCUUGGCACAUUCAAA